Molecule: messenger RNA, 2028 nt
Organism: Hypoxylon trugodes
Lineage: Eukaryota; Fungi; Ascomycota; Sordariomycetes; Xylariales; Hypoxylaceae
Exons: 2
Coding region: 295-1890 (531 amino acids)
Biological process (GO): SCF-dependent proteasomal ubiquitin-dependent protein catabolic process
Cellular component (GO): SCF ubiquitin ligase complex
Molecular function (GO): protein binding
Source: RefSeq, a predicted model, not a curated record
CUCACGCAAUCUGAACCGCCAUGUCGGCACCACUUUAUGUACUCACCCUCACUGGCCAAUGUCUUUUAACUUCACUUAAUCCAUUCAUAAAUCACGGAUCCAUCAUUUCACUUUCUCACCGUCACUCCUCCUUCUCCUGAACUCCUGUAGAUAUCACCUUUUUAAACUCAAUGCCUACAUAUACAUAAUAAACCUAGAUCAAUUUCAAUCUCAAUCAAUAAUCGACUCAGGCUUGUACAAUACAUUAAACUUUCCGUCUCACUUAUAGAAUUGUGAUCGUUUCUUCUCAUCAACAUGGACAAACCAACGGAACAGAUACAAUCUGAAUUAGAGAACUUUAGACAACAGUGGCGAGCAGAAGUAUCCGCUCGUUCAAGAAACACGACCGGAUCUCAGCAACAGUCACAGUCACAGCAACAGCGAUCAGACCCAAACCAAGCCGGUCCUUCAUCAAACAAGCCUCCAAAAAGAAGCGAAUUCGGCCAUAAGAAAGCCUCUUCCAGAACGGUUCAUCCACUGGAAGAUGAAGAUGAAUAUUACCACGCACAAUCUUUUGAUGAACCCGACCCCAGUAAAGCCAUAGGAGGACAAAGACUCGGUCAUCAGGAUGCUGUUUCUGCUAAAGACAAGGAAAAGGAGCCACAGACCGCCCUAGACUUCUACGAGAAAGCAGUGGAGAGGGAAACCAGCGGCAAGCUCGGAGACAGUUUACAACUUUACCGCAAGGCCUUCCGCAUGGAUGACAAUGUCGACCAGUCUUACCGCAACAAGCAUUUUCCGGGUCGCUGGACGAAACCGGCGCAGCUCAAUCCAUCUAAUUCUCCCGUGACCGUUCCAAAUACAGCCCACCACUCCCUAGAUGACAGGCCUGUCCUUUCCCUGCCAGAACUUAUCGCCAGCUUCUCUAGCCUUAGGAUCGAAGGUUCACCCCCAGAAUGUGAAGGUGUGGCCCCACCUCCAUGCCCCAUGGCCGAGCUCCCCGAUGAAAUUCUCAUUCACAUUCUUCGGGAUGUAGCCAUUACGGAUGUGGCCGAUUUCGUACGUCUUGCGCAAGUGUGCAAGCGAUUAGCUUACCUAGUUGCGACCGAAGACCAGAUAUGGCGACGAGUGUGUUUGGGGUCCGAAUUCGGCUUCGGCGGCAUGCACUACCAUUGGCAGCGAGCGAUCGAUUGGGCACCUCUCAGCUUGGAGCAGGAACUCGCCGAAGAUGAAGAUAUCUUCACGGUGGAUGAGUUGGUGUCGCGACGCAAGAAAGAAAAUUUAGCCACAACCAACAUGCUGCUACGUAGCUUGUAUUCGUCAUCAUGGCAGGCCAUGUUCCGUCGGCGCCCUAGGAUCCGUUUCAAUGGAUGCUACAUUAGCACUGUCAAUUACAUCCGAGCGGGUCAGGCGUCAACACAUCAAGUCACGUGGAAUAGUCCAGUUCAUAUCGUUACAUACUAUCGUUACCUACGUCUAUUCCGUGAUGGUGCAGCUAUCAGCUUGUUGACGACUGAUGAACCCGCACAUGUUGUACACCAUCUUACAAGGGAAGCAUUGGCGUUACACAGAGGUGGGGGAGGCCCACAUUUGCCAUCAGCGGUCAUGACUUCGGCACUCAAAGGUCGAUGGAGAUUAUCGUCAACAGCAGAUAAUCCAGAUCCGACGGGGCCAGCUGCUGUGGAGGGUGGCGAUUUGUAUAUCGAGAUGGAGGGGGUAGGGCCAAAGUAUAUGUACCGGAUGGAAUUAACGUUCCAGAACGCCAGAAAGGCGGCACGCAACAAUAAUAAGUUAGGGUGGAAGGGUUUCUGGAGUUAUAACAAGCUAACUGACGACUGGGCUGAGUUCGCGCUUAAAAACGAUAAGCCGUUCUUCUUUAGCAGAGUUAAGAGUUACGGCGUAGGAGAGUGAGUUACCCAGUCAAGGAAUUAGAGUCAGUCAAAACUCCGAAUUCCGAAUACUUUGUUUCGAUGUAUCCCGCGGAGGUAUCUCAUUCGUACUCUAACAAUCCAGGCAUCUCGUUGGGAGUCCUCCCACUCUUCCGCCCUG